ACUGAGUGCAAACAGAAGAGUAGGUCCGGCCCGGUUACAUAUCAGUCGCCAUUUUCGUUUCUCUCCUCGCUCUCCCAUUUCUGACAUCCCCAAGACCAAGAAGGCCCCAAAUUCUCGCACGAUCUUUCCUUAUUCGGGCAGAUCCAAUGGCGUAACGUCCAAGAUCGCAUUUCUUGAAACUUGUCUCUCCAUCUCUCUAUCUCAUGCUAGGGUUUAUCGAAUUAUCUUUUGAAGUUUGAAGCUCAAACUCUAAAUGCUUCUAAGAUCUUGAAUAUGGAUUCGCAGCCUUCCCAAUCGGGAAGGUCCCCGCCAAUCGAAGAAUCUCCCUUGCUUCCUGGUAAAAUGCUAUCCUACUCCUCCAGUAGCCAGAGCUUGUCAUCCAUCCUCAACAACCCCCACGUGGCCAAAUCCGAUUGGUGGUGGUCCUCCUCCUCCUCCUCCUCCACUGUCGCCCCUCCUGAGUUCGUAUCUUUGACCUCCUCCUGCGAAGUUUCCCGAUCCGAUUUCCAGAGCUAUUUGGCCUCUAUUUCGGAGCCCUAUCACCGAUUCGAGGACAUCCGGAAGCACGCGAGCAAAGAGAAUGUGGAUUUGGAGAACAUCGGCGGCCAAGGCGAAGCGCUGGUGGCGUGCCUGCGAGAAGUGCCGGCGCUCUACUUCAAGGAGGAUUUCGCGCUGGAAGACGGGGCCACGUUCCGUGCGGCGUGCCCGUUCUCGAACGUGACGGAGAACCUGGUGCUGCAGGAGAAGCUGUCGCAGUACCUGGACGUGGUGGAGCUGCACCUGGUGAAAGAGAUCUCUCUGCGCUCCAACUCCUUCUUCGAGGCCCAGGGGCAGCUGCAGGACUUGAAUGUUAAGAUCGUGGAGGGGUGUAGUCGCAUUCGAGAGUUGAAGGAGACGAUAAGGCUCUUGGAUGUGGAUUUGGUGGACUCCGCCAGACUGAUUCAGGACUUGAAUGCCACGAGGACCAACUUGUUGGCUCUUCAGCAAAAACUGAGGCUCAUAUUAUACGUCAACCAGGCUCUCUCCGCUCUUAAAUUGCUUGUUGCAUCUGCAGAUUGUGCCGGAGCUUUGGACAUCACUGAUGAUUUGCAGCAUUUGCUGGAUGGGGAUGAACUUACAGGUUUACACUGUUUUCGUCAUCUUCGAGAUCAUGUAGCAGCUUCAAUAGAGUCUACAAACAGCAUUCUUUCAGCAGAAUUUAUGCGUGCUUCAAUACAUGAUGCUGGAGGUUCAGAUGUAGUGAUUUUGUCCCAAGUGAAAGCAAGGGCUUCCGUUCCAAUAAAUGGGAAAGAUGAUGAUCAGGUUAAGUUGGAUGAAGAAGAGACCACUAAUUUUCGAGAUCGUCUCCUACCAGUCAUAAUUGGAUUGCUUAGAACUGCUAAGCUCCCCUCUGUAUUGAGGAUAUACCGUGACACACUUACUGCUGAUAUGAAAACUGCAAUUAAGACUGCAGUUGCAGAGCUGCUUCCUGUUCUUCUUAUCCGGCCAUUGGAAUCGGAUUUCACGCCUGGAGAGCGAACAGUUGAUGCAGAUGGUGGAGGUGCGUCACUCGCAAGCAAGUUGAGGAACCUGUCAUCUGAAAGCUUUGUUCAACUUUUGAGUGCUAUUUUCAUGAUUAUACGGGCACAUUUAGUGCGGGCUGCCGAAGUGAAAAAGGCCAUCGAGUGGAUCAUGUCCAGCAUUGAUGGUCACUAUGCUGCUGAUUCAGUUGCUGCUGCAAUUGCACUUGGUGCUGCGACUGCAGAAGCAUCUCAAGACAGUGAGGAUGAAAGUUGUUUUCUUCUGCCAUAUUCACCUCAGAGAGCUGCCAAGGUUCCUUCAUUUCUGGGAAAAGCAAAUGAUGCCAUAAGUCCCUCAAAUAUGUCAAGAAGUUUCAGGGCUGAUGUAAUGCGAGAAAACACAGAAGCUGUUUUUGCAGCUUGUGAUGCUGCUCAUGGAAGAUGGGCGAAGCUCCUUGGGGUCCGUGCUCUUAUUCAUCCUAAGUUGAGACUGCAGGAGUUUUUAAGCAUAUACAACAUCACCCAAGAGUUUAUAACUGCUACAGAAAAGAUUGGUGGAAGGUUGGGAUAUAGCAUACGUGGAACACUGCAGUCUCAGGCCAAAGCCUUUGUUGACUUUCAGCAUGAAUCUCGAAUGGCAAAAAUUAAGGCGGUGCUUGACCAAGAAACAUGGGUGGAAGUAGAUGUUCCUGAUGAAUUUCAGGCCAUUCUCACUUCACUUUUUUGUUCUGAAGAAUUGAUUUCUGAGAACCUCCAUGAUGCUCAAAAUAAUGUGGAAACAAGCUACAGUGAAGUGAUCACAAACAAUGACUGUUCACUCAUUGUAGAUGCUGGGCCACAGAAAGCACAGCAGCAAAUUGAGCAGGCUAAUUUUAUUGGAGAAUCUAUAGAGAAUACUGCAAAUGUGAAAUCUACUCCCUUGGCUGAGGCUAUUCAGAAAAAUAAAGCUGAUGCCAUAACUAAUUCGGCUCAUAGUAACAAUAAUAAAAUGAAGGAGCAUGUAAAAUCCACCUCGCAAACUCUUAUGUACAAAGAUGUUGGUUAUCACAUGGUUAACUGUGGCUUAAUAUUGCUGAAGAUGUUGUCAGAGUAUAUUGAUAUGAACAACUUUUUGCCAGCACUGUCUUCAGAAAUUGUUCAUCGUGUUGUUGAAAUUUUAAAAUUUUUCAAUACAAGGACAUGUCAGCUUGUUCUUGGUGCGGGUGCCAUGCAGGUGUCCGGUCUGAAGUCUAUCACUUCUAAACACUUGGCCCUGGCAAGUCAAGUAAUCAGUUUUACGUACGCUAUUAUCCCUGAUAUCAGGAGAAUUCUUUUUCUGAAAGUACCCGAGACACGGAAAGCAUUAUUGCUAUUAGAGAAUGACCGAGUAGCUCAGGAUUUUAAGGUUCACCGAGAUGAAAUACAUACAAAGCUCAUUCAGAUAAUGAGAGAAAGGUUAUUGGUUCAUCUGCGUGGCUUGCCUCAAAUUGUUGAGAGCUGGAAUAGACCUGAAGAUGCUGACCCACUUCCCAGUCAGUUUGCUCGGUCCCUGACUAAGGAAGUUGGAUUCCUUCAACGUGUUUUAUCUCGGACUUUACAUGAGGUAGAUGUUCAAGCAAUUUUCAGGCAAGUGGUUAUUAUCUUUCAUUCACAAAUUUCUGAAGCAUUUUCAUGCUUAGAGAUCAGCACUCCGCAAGCAAAGGAUAGACUGUAUCGGGAUGUUAAACACAUUCUUGGUUGUAUUCGAUCAUUGCCUUUUGAUAAUUUGAGUAAAUCUGGUAUUCCAAACUGGGGGCAACUUGACGAAUUCUUGGUGCAAAGAUUUGGGCCUGAAGCUGGUUAAUAGAGGUUCUUUUAAAGGAGCAAAUUGGUUGCUUCUCUAGUGAAGUCUACCAGAUUUCAAUGGAGCUUUUGCGGUUGUCAGAACCAAUUUUCAGACUACGUGUUUGCCUUGUACAAUUACAUUGUGAGAUAAUAAGGUUUCAGUUGAUUUAAGGUAGAUGUAUAAAUUACUGUAUACAUUCACAUGUUGCGGCAAGAAGGGAAGUUUUGUACGGGUCACACUUGAUAUGCAGUUUGUAAUGUUGAUGGAGAAUAUGUUCCCUUGAUUGUAGUUUUCGGUUUAUAUUGAAUAUAUUGAUUUGUUGAUUUAGUGAACAAUCAAUUAGUGUUGUUCCAGGGGCUGAGUUAUAUCUUUGUAAGUUUAUCUGCAUAGCUUAUAAAUGCUUUCUUAAAUCA
This is a messenger RNA of Alnus glutinosa, 3716 nucleotides long. Its product is annotated as vacuolar protein sorting-associated protein 54, chloroplastic. Bases 274 to 3321 code for a protein of 1015 amino acids. Gene Ontology annotation, biological process: retrograde transport, endosome to Golgi; Golgi to vacuole transport. The transcript is spliced from 18 exons. NCBI's taxonomy places the organism in Eukaryota, Viridiplantae, Streptophyta, Magnoliopsida, Fagales, Betulaceae. Gene Ontology annotation, molecular function: syntaxin binding. Gene Ontology annotation, cellular component: GARP complex. The record is from RefSeq and is a predicted model, not a curated record.